CAUUAUCAUCAUAUAUUCUAUUUUAACACACUUUCUCUGGUCGGCGUUGGACGGAUUCCUCCGCUUUCCGCCGCCGCCAUCCGCCGGAAACUGCCCCACGGGCCACCCCUCCACACCCCAAUUCACUGGCUCUCUAUUCCAACCCAAAUCUGCGCUUUCCUGGUUCUCUUUAUACAUAAUUUUUGGCGUUUGUCUCUCUGUUUUCGUGUACCUCAACUUCGGAAGAAUUUGUCGGGUUGAUUUUCUUGAGAUCUGGAGCGAGCUUAACGAUCGGCGAGGUUUUUGGCGAUCCGAGUCGUGUUAUAUCCUCGGUCUUGUUCAAAUCUCAAAAUGGGGCAUGGUUGUGUAAUGCGGUUUGAUUUUGAUGAAUAAGAACUUUGAGCUUGUUACGGCUUUCCAUUUGAGAGUUCAACUGUGAAUCUUUUGGAGUUCAGAUUUCUUCAUGGAAACAAACAAAGAAGCUCUUAGAGCUAAAGAGAAUGCUGAGAAGCGUUUUGCUCAGAAAGACUUCAUUGGGGCAAAGGACUAUGCUUUAAAGGCUCAAACGCUAUGCCCAGAACUAGAGGGUAUUUCCCAAAUGGUAGCUACAUUUCAAGUGUAUAUUGCUUCUGAGGUUAAGGUUAAUGGGGAAACUGAUUUGUAUUCAAUCCUUGGACUUGAGCCUUCAGUGGGCAAGGCAAAAUUGAAGAAACAGUAUAGGAGGAUGGCUGUGUUGCUCCACCCUGAUAAGAACAAAACUGUCGGAGCUGAUGGAGCAUUCAGGCUUGUUUCUGAAGCAUGGUCUCUGUUGUCUGACUGUCAUAAACGAACAUCCUACGAUCUCAGGAGAAACAGGCAAAUACCUUCUGGGAUUGUCCAGACAAAUCCAGCUUCAGUUCACACUGGUGGAGUUGCAGGUUUCGACAAUUGUUCCAAAUCUUCAGUCUCUCACGGACUUGACACUUUCUGGACUGUGUGCACAUCCUGUCAAGUUCAGUAUGAGUAUCUGCGGAAGUAUUUGAAUAAGAGACUGUCCUGUAAGAACUGCCGUGGUGUUUUCAUCGCCGUUGAAACGGGAAAAGCCCCCAUAAAUGGUUCAUUCCCUUAUUGUCCUUGGUCAUACGUGAUUGAUAAUGGGUAUGGAAGUCAUGGAUACAACGGGGUGUCAUAUCUCCCAACAACUGCUGUAUAUUUCACAGGAAAUGGGGCCUCAGGACAUCAUUCUGGGCAUGGGUCCGAGUAUGUUUCCAACGUGUCAUUUCAGUGGAGCUCAUAUCCCGGAGCUUCUGCUGGACUUGAGGAUCCUAGUAGAUUGAAUCCUAAAUCUGCCAAUAUCAUUCAUCAGGCUGAUGCAAACAGUAAUGGAGCAAAAUUCAGUGGGAAACAUCAUAUAGAAAAUACUAGCCAUGGUGAUCCUUCAGUCUCAAAGCCUGGCAGAACCUACAAGAAAAGGAAGGUUGAGAUGGUAAAUGCAUCUAGAAAUUGUGAUGAAGAAUUGGCUUCAAAAGCUUCUUCAGAAUUUAAAAUGAUUGAUGAAAACGGACAUACCAAGAGUGGUAGUUCUAGACUUCCCAGUCCAAAUGAGGUGCCAAUUAAACGUUGCUCAGCUGCCCCUACAUUUGAUUUGAGAAAGUUGUUGAUGGACAAAGCAAGAACAGAAAUCCGUAAAAAACUAGAAGAACUGAAGGCAACUUCAGAGGCAGCAGACGGCAAUAAGAAAGAAAAGGCAAAUGAUGAAAUUGGUAAAUCUGGAGAGAAAUCUAAUAGAGCUGAUUUGCCAAUUCCUGUUCGUCGACCAGAGCUGAAGAAAACUACAUCCUUGCCAAUAACAGUCCCCGACUCGGAUUUCCAUGAUUUUGAUAAGGAUAGGUCAGAGGAAUGUUUCAAGCCAAAGCAAAUAUGGGCUAUAUAUGAUGAAGAAGAUGGGAUGCCUCGAUUGUACUGUCUGAUCCGAGAAGUCCUUUCGGUCAACCCAUUUAAAAUUCACAUCAGUUACUUGAAUUCAAAAACUAACAGCGAAUUCGGGUCUGUAAACUGGGUGGAUUGUGGAUUUACCAAAUCGUGUGGAAGUUUUAGGGCAUGGAACUCUGAAAUUGUUGAGCAAGUCAAUAUCUUCUCUCAUCUUCUAAGCAAAGAGAAGACUGGCCGUGGCGGUUGUGUUAGAAUCUACCCUAGAAGUGGGGACGUUUGGGCUGUCUAUCGAAAUUGGUCCCCGCAUUGGAACAGAACAACCCCCGACGAGGUGAGGCACCAGUAUGAGAUGGUCGAAGUACUUGGGGAUUACUCUGAAGAGGUCGGGGUCUUUGUCAAUCCCCUGGUUAAGUUAGAUGGAUUCAAGACGGUUUAUCAGAGCAACAAGAACAAGGAUGCGAUCCGGUGGAUUCCCAGGAGGGAGAUGCUGCGGUUUUCGCAUCAGGUGCCAUCUCUGCCGCUUAAAGGAGAAGGCCUUAACAUGCCAGACGGGUGCUGGGAUCUGGACCCAGCUGCGAUUCCAGAUGAGCUUCUUCUGAAUGCAAGCUAAGCGAAGACUGGAAGCAGGCCAUGCCCGGCAGAAAACUGAAGCGGUUUGGUAAGUUUAUUUGGAGAGUUAUUCUGACAGUGAUGAGAUGAAGAAUGUACAGAUUUAAACACAUAGUGAAGGGUCAAUUCUCAUAGAAUUAGAUAGAUUGAAGGAUCACAAGCUGAUCCACGGCAUAGGCCCUGGAUUGUUUUAGAGGUUUCCACUUUUAUUUAUCCACUUGAUUGAGCCUGGAAAUCCCAGAACUAUUGACUGCUUGUUUAUUGAAACUAAUAUAUUAGCUUCUUUUAUAA
Diospyros lotus (date-plum) is the source of this 2790-nucleotide messenger RNA. RefSeq lists its product as uncharacterized. The record is from RefSeq and is a predicted model, not a curated record. Lineage: Eukaryota; Viridiplantae; Streptophyta; Magnoliopsida; Ericales; Ebenaceae. The coding region runs from base 443 to 2500 and encodes 685 amino acids. The transcript has 2 exons.